Megalopta genalis is the source of this 1899-nucleotide messenger RNA. Its product is annotated as WD repeat-containing protein 46. NCBI's taxonomy places the organism in Eukaryota, Metazoa, Arthropoda, Insecta, Hymenoptera, Halictidae. The record is from RefSeq and is a predicted model, not a curated record. Gene Ontology annotation, biological process: maturation of SSU-rRNA from tricistronic rRNA transcript (SSU-rRNA, 5.8S rRNA, LSU-rRNA). Gene Ontology annotation, cellular component: small-subunit processome; nucleolus; 90S preribosome. Gene Ontology annotation, molecular function: protein binding.
UUUUAUCUUAUUGGUCAUGUUACCCACAAUUUGAGCAUUUCGUAAUUAUGUGAUUUGGCGUUUUGUACGAAUCUUUAACUUCAGUUCAAAAUUUUGUCGUAAGAGGCACUACCUGCUUAACACAUGUGGUUUGUUUGUAGAAAAUGAUAGAAGUAUAACCUCAGUAACGUAAGACAACUUUCUAUUUAUUAUUAGGUGAUGUUAUAAUCCUAAGCAGGAAGAAGAUUGACGCAAAAUGAAGCAUAUAAGAAGCAAAUACCGUAAGAAGCAGCCAGCUUUGAACAUUAGCUCAAAGCGAUUGGCGAUGCACAGUAGGGGAGAAGGAAUUGAUUUAAAGCGUAAAACAUCUAGGAUACGGAACAAAGUGCAAAGACAAAAGUUGAUAGCAAAGGAGAAAGUUAUAGACGAGACUGUAAAGGAUACAGCUCGAGCAGAGAUAUUACUGACUGAAGAUUAUGGUUGUUUGGAAACAGAACCAGGAGAACGAACAACACGAUUUAGGCAGUCACAGAUUGCAGAGAAUGUAGAUAUAACUAGCGCGACUAAGCAUUUUUCAUUAAAACUAGAUUUUGGCCCAUACUAUAUAAAGUACACAAGAAAUGGUAGGCACCUGGUUCUGGGUGGACGGAAAGGACAUGUAGCUGCCUUAGAUUGGGUCACGAAGCAGUUGGCCUGUGAGAUGAAUGUAAUGGAAUCAGUCCACGAUGUCUCAUGGUUACACAUUGAGACCAUGUUUGCCGUAGCACAAAAGGAUUGGGUAUAUGUAUAUGAUAAUCAAGGAAUUGAACUGCACUGUCUAAAGCAAAUGCAUAAAGUAAACAAGAUGGAGUUCUUACCUUAUCAUUUUUUACUUGCCACUGGCUCCAGAGAAGGCUACUUAGCUUGGCUUGAUGUCUCAAUAGGAAACAUGGUUAAUGUAUACAAUGCCAAACUUGGAUGUAUACAGGCAAUGACACAGAAUCCAUAUAAUGCAGUACUAUGUGUGGGUAGUUCAAAAGGAGUGGUCUCUAUGUGGUCGCCAAACAGUAGAGAUCCAUUAGCAAAAAUGUUGUGCCAUAAGCAGGCAAUAAAUGCAUUAGCUGUACAUCCUCAGGGCACUCUUAUGGCGACUAGCUGUGUAGCAAAUUUUGUAAAGGUGUGGGACGUUAGACAGUUGACUGGUCCAGUACAUAAUUACCAAACACGAUCUCCAGUUCAACAUUUGUCUUACAGUGACCGUGGUCAGUUGGCCAUGGCAAUGGGGAAUGUAGUGGAGGUUUACAGACCAUUAGAUAAUGAAAUGAAACCAUAUUUGCGGCACAAGGCCGACUGGACAGUAACGAGUCUGCAGUUCUGCCCGUUCGAGGAUGUCCUGGGUAUUGGUACAAUGCGAGGAGUCUCGUCUCUUCUGAUACCUGGAAGCGGGGAAGCUAAUUAUGAUGCUCUGGAAAUUAAUCCAUUCCAAGCCAAGAGUCAGAGACGCGAAGCUGAAGUGAAAGCUCUCCUAGAUAAGAUUCAACCCGAACUUAUUACUUUGGAUCCGGUUGCCAUAGCGGAGGUGGACGUACCUAGUUUGGAGGACAAAAUAGAAGCAAGGAAGAAACUCUUGUAUCUUAAACCAAAGGAUAUAGAAUUUAAACCGCGUCGAACGAAAGCUAAAGGAAGAGGUGGAACAGCUAAAGUUAUUAAAACGAAAAAGAUUCUGAAGGACUUGAACCGAAGGGAAUACGUUGCCACUAUUCGGCAGGCAAACGUACUGCCGGAAGUGAAAAAAACAGAAAAGCCGCGGAUGAAGGAUUAUGGAGUGUUGAACAGAUUUGUAUCGAAAACUAGAUAACGCGUAUUAUUUAAUUCCCAUUAUCCUGACUUGAUAAUCUGUAAUUAACUUAUAAUUAAAUCUUUUGUGCUUUCUACUUAAAA